CCUCCUUCACAAGCCGGAUCGGAUCCAUCGGCCUCUUGGGCCCCGAAGUCGAUGAAUCGAGCCGGAAAGAAUCAAGCCGCACCUGGUGCACGGGCCAACCGCAACAAUAUGGACACUCGCCCGGCGGCGCAUAGGCAUGGACGAGCCGGAAAGCAUGAGUACCGUGAAUGGGGAGAUCGCCAUGGAGGUUAG
This is a messenger RNA of Anisakis simplex (herring worm), 192 nucleotides long. The record is from the annotation of a GenBank genome assembly. Lineage: Eukaryota; Metazoa; Nematoda; Chromadorea; Rhabditida; Anisakidae.